CCUACUGAAAAACGAAUUGUCCCGAAGGAUAUAUUAUCGAAUAGAUAUUUGAAAAACACCUUGAGGAUUGAUUAUAAACAACGUUUGCCAUGUUUCUGUCAAUAUUAUGGAGCUAAUUUGGAAUAUUUUUGCAGUUUUCGUGACUGCAAUUUCCGUGCGAUUUCUCAGCCAAACGUGAAGAACAAACGGAGCUAUUUCUCCUACAAAAAUAAUAUUUUGGGAAAAAUGAACUUUGGCUAUCUACCUGGGAGUCUCGUGAGUGAAAACAUCAGAAGUUCAUCAAAGAUCAUCAGCUCCCUCUUGUUGGCCAUCACCUUAUUUGGACAUGGGUACUUCCACCAAUCAGAAGAAAUAGACAAGAUGCUGCCAGGGAUAGCAGUUCUGUAUGUCCUAGAAGCAGCAACCCUGGUCCUGUCAAUCUUUGGGGUCUAUGGAGCUCGCAAGGAGAAGAAGUGGGCUGUGAUUCUGUUUUCAGUAGGUAUGUCACUGGCCAGCCUAUACCUGUUUGUGGAGUGUGUGAAAGUAUAUCAAGCCAAACACAAGAUGGAGGAGUUAAGCAGAAAGGAAGACCUAGCCAUGAUGCCUCUCAGUGGAGCGAAACAAAACGAUAUAGAACAGAUAUACUACUUUCAAGCUAAUUUCAAAUGCUGUGGGCUCGUACAAGGCUACCAAGACUGGGGCACAGACAUCCCCAUCUCCUGUCUCUGUUCUGAUGAGGACUCAACAGACUUUGAAUGUGUUGCUCGUGGUAACAAUACAAUAUUUGUUAUUCACUAUCCCAACAGUGAUAUGUCUGAGGAUGAUGACCACAAGGGAUUAAUGGAUGAACACAUGCUGGUAUAUAAAGAGCCAUGUCUUCCCAUCCUGCUCUCUUCCAUGGGCUAUGCAAUCAGCCUGAUGAUAGGAACAUUAGUAGCACUGACAGCAUUAUGGGAUGUUGGAGUUGUCCUGGCCAUCACAAUACUCUGCCAGAUGAGAAGAAAGGUUGAUGUGCCACCUGUGAUCUUCACCUCUCAACCACCUCAAUACAGGGAGCUGUGUGACACAGCAGAGAGUGUCUGAAAUGAAAUGGUCCUCUUGUGAAGGAGACUCAAUGCACUAGUCUGAGUGCCAGUCUGUUUGUGCCAUCAUGACAACUCCUGUCACUCAUUUGUGUCAAGCCAAACAUGACAAUGGGUGACAAAGAGUUGACUUGGCAAUGACAGACUGGCACGAUGGCCUUUAUUUAGCUAGGCAAGUCAGUUACAAACAACUUCUUAUUUACAAUGACGGCCUACCGGGGAACAGUGGGUUAAACCGCCUUGUUCAGGGGCAGAACGACCGUUGGCAAGACCACAAACAGAUCUGGGAUCAGGUUAGCAAUGCACUCCUAUUAUGUACAUACUCAUAACACACAUGAAAGGACAACUCAGGACAUUAUUAGACAUCUCUACUGUGUUGUCCAAAGUGUUACUGUUCAACCAUUUAACCGUUGAAGUGCCUAAGUGUUGGUUACAGUGUCUUGAAUAAAGGGACAAUCAUCUUUUAA
Molecule: messenger RNA, 1528 nt
Organism: Oncorhynchus keta (chum salmon)
Lineage: Eukaryota; Metazoa; Chordata; Actinopteri; Salmoniformes; Salmonidae
Product: tetraspanin-8-like
Exons: 9
Coding region: 226-1062 (278 amino acids)
Cellular component (GO): membrane
Source: RefSeq, a predicted model, not a curated record